CGGGCUGCGGCGGUUUAUGGUGUGGGGCCGAAUCGAGCGGGGGCCCUGCGUCCGAGACCUCCCUGCGCUCUCCGGGGAUGGCUGUGAGACCAGCGCACCCACCGUGUCCCUGGCAUCCCCAUGUCCCAGUGCAGCGAUCCUGGAGCAGUCGCUUAACCUCCUCAGGACACGGCUGUGUCCCCAAGAAACGCCCGGGCCAGCCGCAGACCCAGGCCACUGUCCCACACCCUCUCUGUCUACAUCUGUCUGCUGACAUUCACCGGCCACCUUUGCCACUCACCUGGCGUCUUCCUGCCAGCGGGGGCCCACUGCAGGCUUCCUUUCUGCAGCCCAGGACUCCUUUAUGGUUCCUCAUCACCCCCACGAUGAAGCCCUCUUGCUGAAGCACCCUCUUGCUGAGGGUGCAGCUUGAGCAGACCCUGCUCCCCUGGGAGCCCUUGCAGUUUUUCGAAUCCUCUCCUGCUGCCCGGGUUUACCUCUGCGGUCCUCUGUCACUGAGCUAUUUCCUUUUUUUCACGUGUGUGCGCCCACGCAGAGGACAGCUUCCUGAAGUCAGUCCUCUCCUACCAUGCUGGUCCCCUGAUCCAAAUCGGAUUUUCAAACUUGGUAGCAAGUGCCUUUACCUGCUGAGCCACCUCCCUCAACCCUACAUUCUUUGAACUCUUCAGCUCCUAGAGGGUUGCCUCCCUACUAUGACUGGCCCGGUGAGGCAUGCCAGAGCAGACAGUCAUAUGUAGGUCAUCCUAGAGCCCUUACAGUAGCUUGGUUGCUUGUAACACCAGGGCCUGGUUUUAUGUCUGUGAUCACAAUGCUUGGGCUUUGUGGCAGUGAGUGAAUAAUCCCGGCUUACAGUACCCAGUGGCCCCAUCUGUGACAUGAGGUCCCACAUGCUGUCUGUCCUCUCCAUAUAACACUGGCAGGUCCCAGAGGCUUAUGUCUUUAAUGUCUUUCUUCCACAGCUUUAUUUUCUCUGGCUGCCCUGCACAUGGUUGUUGAGUGGAAGUGGGUCUUCCAGGUCCUGCCCCAUGCAGGAUGGAGAACUAGUUAACUGUAGAAGUAUCUGGAAUCAUGACUGAGAGUUCCUCCCCAUAUGGCAGACUCAGGAUACUGGCAUACGUAGGGACAGCCACAGGCAGGAAACUGAGGCCUCCCCUUGCUUGACUUGUCUAGAAAACAUACUGCAGGUUGAGACCCCAGAAAUUACACACCUGAUAAGAUGUGUGGCUAGGCAUGAGGUCUGUGACUAGGAGGAGGAAGGACAACUCUAGAAGGGAGGUCACUCAAUAGGUGUGUGCUGCAGAAAGUGUCAAAGUAGCGAGGGCCAAGCCUUUGACACGGAAUGAUAGCGGCGGCUGAGAUGGACCUUCGUAAGGUUAGAGUGCAGUUGGGGAAAGGUUCAGGUGGUGGUUGAUGGAACCAGCAGGCUUAAAGAUGAUGGGAGUGACCCGGAGGGGAGUGUGAGGGACAGCACUCCCUUUCCUGGCCUUGGUUCACUUUGUCUCCAGCUUGGUCAGGUGUUCUUUCUCACUGGACCACAGGUCCUUCCAAGCCCUCUGUGUCUAAGGGGUGUUAAAUGAGGAGGCCUUGAUUAUAAAGCCAGUGUCUCUAAACAUUGACCUUGUGGAUAUUUGGAGCGGGGUCAUUCACUGAUAGCCUGUUCUGGGCUAUUCAGGGUCUUGGACAGAGUCUCUGGUCCCCACCUGCUCUGUAGGUGUGCUCCCAGUUACAGAUGUGGCCUGGUGUUGUCUUGGUUCCCACCUGCUCUGUGCUAGAAGUGCUCCCAACUCCAUUCUAGGAGUGCUGUAGAUUCCAGGUGUGGCCUGGUGUCUCUUGGAGACACCUGGUGUCAUCUGCAUCUUUGAGAAUUGCUACCUGGGAGCUGGGGACUUGUUGGUACUAUCUUUGUCCUUGCUCUGGCUGUCAUAGCUGUCCUCUCAGUGUGUCCCUGAAUUGUUAGGGACUGGGAUAUCCCUCUCACCAGUGGUCUUACACCUCAGAUUCUCAGGGAUCCAAAAAUGUGUGUGUGUGGACCCACAGCUGCCUGAGUGUCAUGUGUCUCCCUUUGCCUGUUAUCCAUGUCUCUCUGUCCCUGUGGAUUUAUAUGCUGUGACCUAAAACCCAGGUGUAGGUUGAUAUCCUGUUAAAAUUGCACCAUGAGCCAGGUGUGCUGGUGCACGCUUUUAAUCCCAGCACUUGGGAGGCAGAGGCAGGCGGAUUUCUGAGUUCCAGGACAGCCAGGGCUAUACAAAGGAACCCUGUCUCAAAAAACAAAACAAAAACAAAACAAAAUUGCACUAUGAAGUCUUCUGCCUUCCUCUCAGGUUAUGAGAGAUGGUUGUGGGCUUUUCUGGAAAUGUCUCUGUAUCUAUCCAUUGGCAGCUCUGCAUACAGUGGCAGUGGCUUUGGUGUCACUUGAACACAUUUUAGGAUGUCCUGCAGAAAUGGAGCAUUUGGGUUUCUAUUGGAGUCAGGCCCCCCCCCCCCCCGCCUUCCCAUUUCACUUCCCUUCUGCAGUUUGCUGCCUCUCUGAGGCAGGCCUGGGAGGUUGGGUGACUGAACCCUGAGGUUGCAGCUGCUGGAGGCCACAGCUGCCCUGACCCUGCGGGAGACCCCCCCACCCCUGGCCCCAAGCACGGGGACAAACUAUUGUCCCAGUCAGUGGGGCCCUGUGUCUGGCAUGCAUCCUGUCCUUGUUCCCGGUCUUUGUGUCUGUUUCCUCCUUUGGACUCUGUCUCUGUGUUCCAAGGCCCCUUGGCUUAUCCUCCACAUCCUCCUGCGUGGGAGCCAAUGAGCCUUUGGAUCCCUUUGGCUUAAAACUUGGAGCUGCCUUUGUUACCUGUUCUGGAGGAUAACUCCUUCAAGGACUGAGGGAGAAACUGGUGGGGCAGACAGAAGGGUCUGGGCAUAGGCCUAGGGGUGCUGGAAUGGCAGAAGCUGGGGGCCAUACAUAGAAUGAGUUCUGCCACAGAGGCCUGGGAGAGCUAGGGUUGUGGGCAGGCCAAGAGGAUCAAGAUAGACCGUGGAUGUGGGGACACGCCUUCCUCCCUGCCUGGCACAGGCUGGCACCUGGUUCUACCCUAGAUUCCUGGAGGGAACCUACAUGUUGGUGUCCCCUGCAGGGUAUCCCACUGUAUGGCAUGGAGACCUGUGGCUGUGAGGCUCCCGGGGGCUCGCCUUGGACCGCGAUGGGGCCCGGCUGCGGCCUCCUAACGGGACUGAGGUGUGCAGCCCGCGAGCUGCCGCUGCCCGCAUCUCGGAGCACCCCCGCCCCUCCCCUGGCCCGGCGCGGGCCCGGUGCCCGCCAUGAACGGCCUGUCGGUGAGCGAGCUCUGCUGCCUGUUCUGCUGCCCACCCUGCCCGGGCCGCAUCGCUGCCAAGCUCGCCUUCCUGCCUCCCGAUCCCACCUACUCUCUGGUACCUGAACCUGAGCCGGGGCCCGGUGGGGCUGGCGCUGCCCCCUCGGGUCCCCUGCGGACCUCAGCGGCCACACCCGGGCGCUGGAAGAUCCACCUGACGGAGCGUGCUGACUUCCAGUACGGCCAGCGCGAGCUGGAUACCAUCGAGGUCUUCGUGACCAAGAGCGCGCGCGCCAACCGCAUCGCCUGCAUGUAUGUGCGCUGUGUACCGGGUGCCAGGUACACGGUUCUCUUCUCGCAUGGCAAUGCAGUGGACCUGGGCCAGAUGUGCAGCUUCUAUGUUGGCCUGGGCACACGCAUCGGCUGCAACAUCUUCUCUUAUGACUACUCUGGCUAUGGGAUCAGCUCUGGCCGGCCCUCGGAGAAGAACCUCUAUGCUGACAUUGAUGCAGCCUGGCAGGCCCUGCGUACCAGGUAUGGCAUCAGCCCAGACAGUAUCAUCCUGUAUGGCCAGAGCAUUGGCACUGUGCCCACAGUGGAUCUGGCGUCACGCUACGAGUGUGCUGCAGUGGUUCUGCACUCGCCUCUCACCUCGGGCAUGCGGGUGGCCUUCCCUGACACCAAGAAGACCUACUGCUUCGAUGCUUUCCCUAACAUCGAGAAGGUGUCGAAGAUCACGUCACCGGUGCUCAUCAUCCACGGCACAGAGGACGAGGUGAUCGACUUCUCUCACGGGCUGGCACUGUAUGAGCGCUGCCCAAAGGCUGUGGAGCCGCUGUGGGUGGAGGGCGCUGGGCACAAUGACAUUGAGCUGUACAGUCAAUACCUGGAGCGCCUACGCCGCUUCAUUUCCCAGGAGCUGCCCAGCCAACGCGCCUAGCCAAGCUGCAGGGACCUCAGCAGUACAUGGGCCUCCUGCCGGGACUGCAUGUGACCCGGAGCCCAGGACCCUGCCUGGCACCCCAGGGGCCAUGAGCCAUGUUCAGGCGUCAGAGGUCCCUCUUCUCUCCUCAUGGAAGCAAAGAGAAGGAAAGAGGGAAACUAAUUAAAGGAUUAAGAUUUUAGG
Molecule: messenger RNA, 4422 nt
Organism: Mus musculus (house mouse)
Lineage: Eukaryota; Metazoa; Chordata; Mammalia; Rodentia; Muridae
Gene: Abhd17a
Product: abhydrolase domain containing 17A
Exons: 4
Coding region: 3304-4236 (310 amino acids)
Biological process (GO): negative regulation of protein localization to microtubule; positive regulation of protein localization to endosome; regulation of postsynapse organization
Cellular component (GO): postsynaptic recycling endosome membrane; postsynaptic density; endosome membrane
Molecular function (GO): palmitoyl-(protein) hydrolase activity
Source: RefSeq, a predicted model, not a curated record